Messenger RNA from Mixia osmundae IAM 14324, 1747 nucleotides. RefSeq lists its product as uncharacterized. Gene Ontology annotation, molecular function: aldehyde dehydrogenase (NAD+) activity. The transcript is spliced from 5 exons. The record is from RefSeq and is a predicted model, not a curated record. Bases 154 to 1650 code for a protein of 498 amino acids. NCBI's taxonomy places the organism in Eukaryota, Fungi, Basidiomycota, Mixiomycetes, Mixiales, Mixiaceae.
GUGUCUUGUCUGUACGCGCAGGUCAUUUGACUUCGGCUAAGAGGUCAACCCCGCAAAGUUCCGGCUGCACUCGGAUAUAUAUGUUGGGAGCGACUUGGCAGCUGACUACACUUUGCCUCACUCACUCGCAUCCCCUGACUAUACUUUGCGAACAUGUCUGAGCUCAAUCUCACAUUCGGAGACGGUAAGACGGCCACGAUCCCCAGCGGGCUCCUCAUCGACAACAAAUUCGUACCUGCCCUUGAUGGCAAGACGCUAGACGUUGAAAACCCGAGCACAGGCAAGGUCAUUGGCAAAGUCGCAUGCGCUGGUCCAAAGGAUGUCGAUGCCGCCAUCAAGGCUGCCAAGAAGGCCUUUGAGACCGUGUAUGGCUACAAGAUGGCAGGCGACGAACGUGGUCGCCUCCUCAUGAAGCUCGCAGACGCCAUCGAUGCCCAUCAAGAUGAGAUCGCCGCCAUUGAAUCGCUGGACAACGGGAAGCCAUUCUGGAUGGCAAAGGGUAUCGAUGUCGCCAAGGCCGCUCAGGUCUUCAGAUAUUAUGCCGGCUGGGCAGACAAGGACAGUGGUACGGUCGUCGAGACCGAUAAUGAGAGCACACUCAUCUACACGAGGAAUGAGCCAAUUGGGGUGGUCGGACAGAUCAUCCCAUGGAACUUCCCCUUGCUCAUGUUGUCCUGGAAACUCGGACCUGCACUCGCCACAGGCUGUACGGUCGUUCUCAAGACGGCCGAGCAGACCCCUUUGUCUGCCAUCCGAGUCGCUAUGCUCAUCAAGGACAUCUUCCCUCCCGGUGUAGUCAACAUCCUGACCGGUCUCGGCAACGUCGCCGGCGCUGCGCUCGCCUCGCAUCCCGACAUUGAAAAGAUUGCCUUUACAGGCUCGACGCUCGUCGGCCGAACCAUUAUGAAAGCUGCAGCAUCCUCCAACCUCAAGAAGGUCACGCUCGAGCUCGGUGGCAAGAGCGCCAAUAUCAUCUUCAACGACGCAGAUGUCGAACAAGCCGUCCGUUGGGCAGCAUUCGGCUUCACCUUCAACGCUGGUCAAACCUGCUGCGCCGGUUCGCGUGUCUACGUCCAGUCAGGCAUCUAUGAUAAGGUACUCGCUGCUCUGACUGACCACGUCAAGAGCAUCAAAGUUGGCGACGCGUUCACGGCCGACUCGUUCCAGGGACCUCAAGUCUCAAAGGUUCAGUUCGACCGAAUCAUGGAGCACAUCGAGUCCGGCAAGCAAACAUCCACGCUCCACACCGGCGGAAACAAGCACAGCAGUGCCGGCGAGGGCCACUUCAUCGAACCUACCAUCUUCACCAACGUUCCAAACGACUCUCGCAUCGCACGCGAGGAGAUCUUCGGACCUGUUCUCGUGCUACAAAAGUUCACCGACACCGAAGACGUCAUCAAGAUUGCGAACGACAGCGUCUACGGACUCGCCGCCGCCAUCUUUACUCGCGACAUCUCCCAGGCCAUCACGACUGCACAUCGUCUUCAGGCAGGCACAGUCUGGGUCAAUUGCGUCAACACGCUGUACGCUGGCGCACCUUUCGGAGGUUUCAAGCAGUCUGGCAUCGGCAGAGAGCUUGGUCAGGAAGCACUCAAGAACUACCGCAACGUCAAAACGGUCCAGGUCAACCUCAAUGCGCCUGCUCCUUAGGCUGACACAACUGUCAUUGUCAUGAACUCACGCAAGGUCUCAAGGCUGUAUUCCUCAAUCUACCGAGAAGUCAAAUUUGAAUUGCAUAUUUGCCAAC